Molecule: messenger RNA, 1323 nt
Organism: Symbiodinium necroappetens
Lineage: Eukaryota; Dinophyceae; Suessiales; Symbiodiniaceae
Source: the annotation of a GenBank genome assembly
AUGGGCAGCUGCAAAUCCACCCCUGCUCCUGCUGUCGGCACAGCCUCGGAGGAGCCCUUGGCGAAAAUGUCCCAGAAGGCCGAAAUCGAAGAGAUCGUGGGCUCUCACAAGGUGGUUGUGAUAGCCAAGUCAUGGUGUCCAUUCUGCACCAAGGUGAAUGUUGCCUUCCAGUCCCUGAGCGUCAGUGAUCUCAAGGUCGUCGAAGCCGAUCACCGCCCGGAUGAACUCGACUUCAUGGAGGCCGUCAAGGAGAUCACAGAGAAGAAGUCCGUGCCACAAGUCUUCGUGGGUGGCAAGUUCAUCCCAGGUGGCUGCGACAACAUCAUGGACUUGCGAGAGAAAGGCGAGCUCAAGCCCUUGCUGCAGGAGGCGACUUGCGAAGUGACGGAAUUCAGCUGCUGCACCGUCACCCGCGCCGUGAGCAAGGAAGCCGAUAGGUGCCAGCUCCACAACACUCUCUAUUGCUUUGCGGCGAUCUUCCUGACCUUCCAGCUUCCUGGCCUCUGCCGACGCCUCGGCUUCACCCGCAGCAAGGAAUCGGCAGAAGAGGCCUCCGAAAGCCAGGAGGACUCCGAAGAGGUUAGACGCGUGCUGCGCAUCCUCGCCGGCCUCGCCAUAAUGGCUUUUAUUGCCGCGGAGGUUUACUGCGCCAUUCUGAUUGCAAACGCUACCCAGCGUGCCCUCACAGUGCCGGAAAGAAAUUCCAUGCUGGCCGCAGACGCUUUCCUGGUGCCCUUGGUUGAGAUUUUCCAAUUCCUGGAAGAUGUCGUCGCAGUGAAGAUCAGCGCGGCCAUGGUUACAGGUGAGACUCAUCUGGUUCGGCACAUCUUGAUAAUGGGCGUAGUCGGUGGGAUACUUUGCGGAACUGUCGCUGCAUCAGUAGCCACAGCCAUAUGCAGUUGGCCAGCAGCCAUUCAGUGGAUCUUGGCACCAUAUUCCAUGCACGACUCAUAUUUGCAGUGCCCCUUGGUUCCACAAGGGCCAGCGGCGGUGGAUUCGGCUCGGAUGUAUUGGCUCUUGCAGGUCUGGAGUUGGCCCUUGGGUUUCGCCUGCCGCGCCAUCAAAGGAUUCCUUUUCGGAAGUGGGGACAUUGUGCUGGGCAUGACGGUUUUGGGUUUGGCGAAUGGCAUGGUGUCGAUCGGCGGGAUCUAUCUGUUUUUCCUACCGCAGCCCUCCCUGGACUCGCUGGGCUGGAUCUCUUUUGCCAGCUCUGGCGCUUCGUUUCUGAUUCUACUGGCUAUGUUUGCAGCGCGGCGGGACCUCCGCAAGCGCUACGACCUGCGCAUCACCCGACCGACGCUGGCUUCAUGGUUUAGGGUUUAA